Messenger RNA from Closterium sp. NIES-65, 630 nucleotides. The record is from the annotation of a GenBank genome assembly. Lineage: Eukaryota; Viridiplantae; Streptophyta; Zygnematophyceae; Desmidiales; Closteriaceae.
AUGACGACGCCUAACGUUCUCGCGUUCGAGCCUGACGGUCGCCCCAUAGAGUUCGCUGUGUGGUUAGAUGAUCUCCAACUAUUCCUUCUGACCGAUGCCAAAGAGGGCGUUUCAUUGUUCGAUUACGUGUCUGGCACUGCCGUUGCUCCUGCUGCCGAUGCUCUUGCUCUCGAACGCUCGGACCACUUCCUCGCGCUAGACCCCCCCACUCUCACUGUCGACGACUUCGAGAAGCACCUCCUCGCAACAGAGAAGAACAUCCUCGCUGUAGGUGCUGCUCGUGGCACUCCUCGCUCUCCCCUCUUUGAGGGGUGCUCCCCCUCCCCUCUCACCCCCUCCUACGCCUCCGCAGCUGUUGCUCACGACUACCUUGGUGCUGAGGAGGUCGGGGCUGCUUCCGCUCCUAGUGGGAAGCGUCGCAGCGGCAGGGGCGGCAAGGGUGGCAGGGGAGGUGGGGGUGGCGGUGGAGGUGGCGGUGGUGCAGGCGGCGGGGGAGGUGGAGGUGGUGGGGGUGGUCGUGGGGGUGGAGGCGGUGGAGGUGGUGGUGGGGGCGGCGGAGGCACUGGGAGCGGUGGAGGGGGCAGCAGCGGCGGUGGGGGAGGAGGUAGCGGUGGUGGCAGUGGUGGUUAG